AGCUGUGGGGCAGUUAUGGGGCGGCUGUGGGGCAGAGUUCCGGAGCAGACCCGUUUGGCUUUUGCCCUUUUUUGGCUCUCUCGGCCCUUCCCCGCCCCUUCUCCCCACUUCCGCCCCCCACGGCCGCGCGUGGGCUGUGGGUGUGGGGCAGACCUUCCUGCUCCCCACCAUGGGGCUGUGGGUGCUGCUGCUGCUCGGCGCAGGGUGCUGGUUGGGGCUCCCCUGGACUUGGGGGGCCGAGGCCGUGUCUAUCGAUGCCGUGUGGGGGAGAAGAGUUGCAGGGAUGCAGAUGUUGGUGGCCUCCUGGAUACGGGUCCCAUGGCAAUGGGAAUGUCCAUGGCUGCCAAUGGAUCCCAGCUCCUGGCCUGUGGCCCGAUGGCGCAGCGGAUGUGUGGGGAGAACGCGGAGGUUCCGGGGUUGUGCUUCCUCGAUGGCUCCCUAGCGACCACCCCGCGAGCUUGCCCCACAUCGUCCUCCGACAUCGUGUUCCUGAUGGACGGCUCCGGCAGCGUGGCAGCGUUUGACUUCUGGCGGAUGAAGACAUUCGUCAUCGAAAUCAUCAAACGCUUCCGUGGGACCAACACCCGCUUCGCAGUGCUGCAGUUCUCCACCGGCGUGGAGGUGCACGUGGGCUUCCCCGACUUCGACCGCCUGCCGGCGGAGCACCUGGAGCGGCUGCUGCUGGCGGUGGAGCAGCGCAGCGGCGUCACGCAAACGGCCUCCGCCAUCCGCGUCGCGCUGACGCGGGUGUUGGCGGGGAGCCGCGCGGGGGCCUCCAAGGCGCUGAUCGUGGUGACGGACGGGCAGAAGUACGGCGACGCGCUGCAGUACGGCGACGUCAUCCCGGAGGCCGAGCGCGCCGGGGUCGUCCGCUACGCCAUCGGGGUGGGCAGCGCCUUCAAGGACCCCAAGGCGGUGGCAGAGCUGCAGACCAUCGCCUCGCCCCCCCCCGAGGCGCACGUCUUCCGUGUGGACAACUUCGAGGCACUGCGCGGCAUCCAGGAGCAGCUGCAGGACAAGAUCUUCGCCAUCGAAGGGACCCGGCCGGCCUUCGGGAGCUCCUUCCAGCUGGAGAUGGCCCAGGAGGGCUUCAGCGCUCUGCUCACCCCCGAGGGGGCGGUGCUGGGAGCAGUGGGCGCCUAUGAUUGGGCCGGAGGGGCCUUCGUCUACGGCGCCGAUGGGAAGGUCGCCUUUGUCAACGCAUCCGAAGGGGACGGGGGCGCGAGCGAUGCGUACCUGGGUUACGCCACUGAGUCUCUGUCCCUGGGGGGGCUCCGGGCGCUGGUGCUGGGUGCCCCCCGGUAUCGCCACGUGGGCCGCCUGCUCCUCUUCGUGCUGCACCGCGGGGGGAAGUGGGAGCUGCGCUCUGACGCCAUGGGGCGGCAGGUGGGCUCCUACUUUGGGGCAGCGCUCUGCGCCCUGGAGGGGUCAGGGGAUGGCGUGGCACUGCUGGUGGGGGUCCCCAUGUUCUAUGGAGACGGCACCGGGGGACGCGUGGAGGUCUGCACGGUGCUGCCACAGGGCCGUGCGCUGUGGUGCCACCGGAUGCUGCGAGGUCAGGCUGGACACCCACUGGGGCGCUUUGGGGCCAGCGUUGCUCGCCUUGGGGACAUCGACGGCGACGGGCUGCAUGAUGUGGCCGUGGGUGCUCCCAUGGAGGAUGACGAGCGUGGCGCCGUCUACAUCUUCUGUGGGGAGAAGGGUGGCAUAAGUGACCACUACAGCCAGCGCAUUGCAGGCUCCUCGUUCCGCAGCGCCCCGCAGCACUUUGGGCAGGCGCUGAGUGGGGGCCGCGACCUGACGGGGGACAGACUGCCGGACUUGGCCGUAGGCGCACAGGGACAGGUGCUGCUGCUCAGGUCCCCACCUGUGCUGAAGGUUGAGGUGACGGUGACCUUCAGUCCCCCGGAAAUCCCGACGUCUGCCCUCGACUGCCACCGGGCAGAGGAGGAGGAGCUGAGCGCCGCCGGGGCCGCGGUGGUGACCACAGCCGAAGUCUGCUUUGUCGGCACCAAGAAGAGCCGUGACAGCUUGGGCUCCCUCGGCGCCGCCCUCCGCUACCGCCUGCACUUGGACCCCGGCCGCGCCGCGCGCGCCGUCUUCGUGCCGGGCGGCGCCAGGACCAACGGCACCGCGCACGUGGCCGAGGGGCUCCGCUGCCGGACCUUCGGCGUCGCUCUGGCGGGCUGCCCGGCAGACACGCUGAGCCCCGUGGGGCUGCGGGUGGCCUUCGAGGCGCGCGGGGACGCGCUGCAGCACGAGCAGGGGCUGCGCGUGGCGCUCAGCCGCGACACGCAGUGGGCCGUGAGCGCCGCGCUGCCCUUCGAGAAGAACUGUGGUGAGGACAACCAGUGUGUGCCCGAGCUGCGCGUGGCCCUCGGCUUUCCAGGGCUGGAGGAGCUGGUGGUGGGUGCCGCUGAGGACGUCACCGUCACCGUCACCGUGCAGAACAUCGGGGAGGACGCCUAUGGGGCCCACGUGGAGCUGCAGCACCCCAAGGCGCUCUCCUACCGCAAGGCCACCGCGCUGCAGCCCCACCACAGGUCCCUGGCACAGCACUGCAGCUCAGUGUCUCCAGGAGGUGGGCGCAUCCUCUGCAACAUCAGCCACCCUGUGCUGUGGGCCGGCCAGCAGCUCGUGUUUGUUGUCACCAUGGAUGUGCCCCACGAGGCUGAGUUGGGGGACAGAGUGGAGGUGGUGGCGUUGGCCAGCAGCGUCCCCCCACCCGUGAGCCCCCAUCAGGUGCGCGCCGUGCUCCCAGUGCUGUACAGCGUUGUGCUGCUGCUCACCAGGGCUGUGAGCCUGCCCCGUAUUCCUCGGGGGUUCAGGACCCCACCCCUCUCCUGCUGCGGAACCCGGUGGUGGAUUGCAGCGUGGCCGCCUGCCUGGAGUGGCGCUGUCCGUGGGGCCCCGCGCUGCCCCCCGGGGGCGUGGAGUUCAGCGUUGAGGGGCGGCUGCGGUGGAACUGGGUGCAGCAGCUGCCCCUCCCCCACGUGGAACUGGAGAGCUCCGUUCAGCUGCAGCCCGAGCCGCGCUACCGCAAUGUGGGGCGGGACCGCCUGGAGGUCCGCACGGAGCUCCGCCCCGCAUCCCCGCCGGUGCCGCUGGGCCCCACGCUGGGCGCGGUGGCGGCAGGGCUGCUGCUGGCGGCUGCGGCGGGAGCGGUGCUGCGUAAGGUCGGCUUCUUCCGGCGGCGCUACAAAGAGAUGAGGGAGGGCGGGGCCGGUGGCGGCGGGGCCGGUGCUCAGAAAGAAU
Molecule: messenger RNA, 3255 nt
Organism: Tympanuchus pallidicinctus (lesser prairie-chicken)
Lineage: Eukaryota; Metazoa; Chordata; Aves; Galliformes; Phasianidae
Product: integrin alpha-D-like
Exons: 27
Coding region: 16-3210 (1064 amino acids)
Biological process (GO): cell-cell adhesion; cell-matrix adhesion; cell adhesion mediated by integrin
Cellular component (GO): external side of plasma membrane; integrin complex
Molecular function (GO): integrin binding
Source: RefSeq, a predicted model, not a curated record